GCUUGAGAAAUGAGAUGGACUUUCUGGCCGUAGAAUGACCUCUGUUACGGAGUUUGUGAUGGCAUAUCGAUUUCUGCUUCUCCUUCUGGUUCUUCUCUUCUGUUUUCGCUUCAGUUCUUCCGACGACUCCGACUCUGGCUCCAACUCCAACGACGGUGCAACUUUGUUGGAGAUCAAGAAGUCUUUUGGCGACGGCAAUAAUGUGUUGUAUGACUGGACGGAUUCCCCAUCUUCGGACUACUGUUUCUGGAGAGGAGUAACAUGUGACAAUGUGACCUUCAAUGUUAUUGCACUUAAUCUGUCAGGUUUGAAUCUUGAAGGAGAGAUCGCACCUGCAAUUGGAAAUCUGAAAGGCCUACUCUCUGUUGAUUUUAAGGAAAACCGUCUCUCUGGACAGAUCCCGGAUGAGAUUGGAGACUGUUCAUCUUUGAAUUACCUGGACUUGUCUACUAACAACCUCAAUGGGGACAUACCAUUUUCAAUUUCAAAGUUGAAACAGUUGGAAAGCCUGAUUUUGAAAAAUAACCAGCUGAUAGGACCCAUUCCUUCAACAUUGUCUCAGAUUCCAAGCCUAAAAAUUUUGGAUCUAGCCCAGAAUAACUUGAGUGGUGAAAUACCAAGGCUCAUUUACUGGAAUGAAGUUUUACAGUAUCUGGGAUUGCGGGGAAACAAUUUAAUAGGCACUCUCUCUCCUGAUAUGUGCCAAUUGACUGGCUUAUGGUAUUUUGAUGUAAGAAACAAUAGUCUGAGUGGGAGCAUUCCUCAGAAUAUUGGCAACUGUACGGGCUUCCAGGUCUUGGACUUGUCCUACAACCAGCUCACUGGAGAGAUUCCAUUCAAUAUAGGGUUCCUGCAAAUUGCUACAUUAUCUCUGCAAGGAAACCAGCUUUCUGGACCAAUUCCAUCUGUGAUUGGUCUCAUGCAAGCCCUUGCUGUGUUAGAUUUAAGCUGCAACCAAUUAAGUGGAACUAUUCCUCCCAUUCUUGGCAAUUUGACAUACACAGAAAAAUUGUACUUGCAGAGUAACAAGCUGACAGGAUCAAUUCCACCGGAGCUUGGAAACAUGACAAAGCUCCAUUAUCUGGAACUGAAUGCCAAUCACCUUACUGGGCAUAUCCCACCUGAGCUUGGGAAGCUCACUGAAUUGUUUGACUUGAAUGUUGCAAGCAACAAUCUUGAAGGGUCAAUUCCUGCUAAUCUUAGCUCGUGUACAAAUCUCAAUAGUCUCAAUGUACAUGGCAACAAAUUGAGUGGAACCAUCCCACUGGAACUGGAAAGGCUUGAGAUUAUGACUUACUUGAAUCUUUCCUCAAAUUAUCUCAACGGUCACAUUCCUAUUGAGCUGUCCCGAAUUGGUAAUUUGGACACACUGGACAUUUCAAAUAACAAGAUAAGUGGUUCCAUUCCUUCUUCCCUCGGUGACUUGGAGCAUCUUUUAAAACUGAACUUGAGCAAGAACUGUUUGGCUGGAUAUAUUCCAAUGGAGUUUGGAAAUUUGAGGAGUGUGAUGGAGAUAGAUCUUUCAAAUAAUCAUCUUGCCGGUCCGAUUCCACAAGAGCUUGGUCAGCUACCGUAUCUGUACUCACUGAGAGUCGAAAACAACAAUUUAUCAGGGAAUGUGCUGCCUCUGACUAACUGCUUCAGUCUCACCAUUCUAAAUGUAUCUUACAACAACCUAGUUGGUGAAAUUCCUACUGGAAAUAACUUCUCCAGGUUUAGACCUGAUAGCUUUGUAGGGAAUCCUGGUCUUUGCGGAUACUGGCUACGUUCUUCAUGUCAUACAUCACACCUGCCGGAACGAGCUACCAUCUCUAAAGCGGCAAUUCUAGGAAUAGCUUUGGGUGCUCUUGUGAUCCUUCUUAUGAUCUUAGUGGCAGCAUGUCGGCCCCAAAAUCCAACACUUUUUCUGGAAGGAUCCCCGGACAAACCAGUUAAUCAUACAUCACCAAAGUUGGUAAUCCUUCACAUGAACAUGGCUCUUCAUGUCUACGAGGACAUCAUGAGGAUGACUGAGAAUCUGAGUGAGAAAUAUAUAAUUGGAUACGGUGCAUCAAGCACAGUGUACAAAUGCGUGCUGAAGAACUGCAAGCCAGUGGCCAUCAAGAGACUGUAUUCUCACUACCCGCAAAGCCUGAAGGAAUUCGAGACUGAGCUUGGGACAGUUGGAAACAUCAAGCAUCGUAAUCUGGUGAGCCUCCAAGGUUAUUCUUUGUCCCCCAUUGGGAACCUUCUCUUCUACGACUACAUGGAGAAUGAAAGCCUCUGGGAUCAUCUGCAUGGCCCUUCGAAGAAACAGAAACUUGACUGGGAAGCUCGCCUCCGAAUAGCACUAGGAGCAGCUCAAGGACUGGCAUACCUUCACCAUGACUGUAGUCCUCGUAUAAUCCACAGGGACGUGAAAUCAUCCAACAUACUCUUGGAUAAGGAUUUAGAGGCCCAUCUCACUGACUUUGGCAUCGCAAAGAGCCUGUGCACAUCUAAGGCUCAUACCUCUACGUGUAUAAUGGGCACAAUUGGCUACAUUGAUCCUGAAUAUGCCCGCACUACCCGUCUCACUGAGAAAUCUGAUGUCUACAGUUACGGGAUUGUCCUGCUUGAGCUGGUGACUGGAAAGAAAGCUGUGGACAAUGAUUCCAACUUGCAUCAGCUGAUCAUGUCCAAAGCUGCCAGCAAUGCUGUGAUGGAGACGGUUGAUCCAGAAGUCACUGCUACAUGUAAAGAUCUAGGAGCAGUAAAGAAGGUAUUCCAGCUUGCCCUUCUCUGCACCAAGAAACAACCCUCCGAUCGGCCCACGAUGCACGAGGUGGGCCGUAUACUAGGGUGCCUCCUCGUGACACUGACACCUACACCCCCAGCCAUGGCUAAGCAAUUGAGUCAACAACUGCUGCCCCCGCCAGCAGCAGCAGCCGCAUUGACACCGGCCAAGGUGCCAAGCUAUGUGGAUGAGUAUGCAAACCUCAAGAAUCCAAGCGUGGUGAACUGUGGAUCCCUGAGCACCUCUGAUGCUCAACUCUUCCUGAGAUUUGGGCAAGUAAUAUCACAGAACAGCGACUGACUUGAAAAGAGAUGACUUCCCUCUCAGCCCAAAAUACAUACAUAAUGGAGAGAUUGUGUCUAGGUGAAAAAUUAUAGACUUGGUAAGCAGGAAGAUGGUGAUUCAUUUUGAUUGGUAAGGUACGGGAUAUCUGUAUGUAUUCAACUCCAGUUAUGCAAUUAGUUAAUGUUGGUUAUAUUGGUAG
Messenger RNA from Telopea speciosissima, 3239 nucleotides. RefSeq names its product LRR receptor-like serine/threonine-protein kinase ERECTA. Bases 35 to 3055 code for a protein of 1006 amino acids. The transcript has 27 exons. Gene Ontology annotation, biological process: protein phosphorylation. NCBI's taxonomy places the organism in Eukaryota, Viridiplantae, Streptophyta, Magnoliopsida, Proteales, Proteaceae. Gene Ontology annotation, molecular function: receptor serine/threonine kinase binding; ATP binding; protein kinase activity. Gene Ontology annotation, cellular component: plasma membrane. The record is from RefSeq and is a predicted model, not a curated record.